AUGAUGCUACCGCCAGAUCCUAUUUACAUUUUCAAAGGAGAAAUGAAUUCAUUAUCAUGCGUAUCUUACAAAGUUAAUCAGGAAAGUGAAAAUAUUUAUGUCGGAACUCAAACUGGAAAAGUUCACGUUUGGGAUCUCGAGUCCAAAAGGGAAAUUGGAUAUUUUACCUCGGGUGAUGAUGUCUGUCUCUCGAUUAUAAUUCCUGAAAAAGAAAACGAUUGCAUAAUAACUCAAAAUAAAUCUGGAAAAAUUUGUUUUUGGAAAGAGGAAAAUAAUAAUAAAUGGACCAUGACAUGUGAAAUAUCGACUGAUUUUUUCGGUUUUUGUAAAUGUUUUUUACAUGACGAUGUUUUAUACACAUCAUUAAAAGACUGCAGUUGUCAAGAAAUAUGUAUAAAAACAAAAGAAACUAUUAAAAAAUACAAAUUGAAAAGUGAUGAUGGUAAAAAUUUAGGUGAAAUAAUGGCAUUAAAAGUUUUUUCUAAUAAUGAUAAUAAGUUAUUCAUGUUAGUCGCUUACGAGGGAAAUCAAUUGAGUUUAUGGUCAUUAGAUGAUUUGAAUGAGAUGAGUAAUUUAAAUUUAUCUGCUUGCCCAAUGGCGAUAGAUUUCGAUGUGAAAACGAAUAAAGGGAUUUGUGGGAAUCCGACAAAUGAAUUCAUCAUAUUUUCAAUUGAUAAUAAUAAUAAUGAUUUAAAAUUGAAAAUUGUAAGAAGUGUCAAGUUGGUCAAUGAAGGCGUUGCAUCAGUUCGAAUAAGGCCGGAUAGUAAAUUAGUUGCUGUCGGUUGUUGGGACGGCAAGUUGAAAUUAUAUUCUUGGAAAAGUUUAGUUCUCUUAGCAGUGUUGGAUCCUCACGUAUUAACGCUUCAGGAUAUUUGUUACAUAAGGACAAAAACGGAUAAUGAAAAAAUUAAAUACUUGAUGGCGGCUGCAUCGAAAGACUCGACCGUGUCACUUUGGGAUAUUUACAAUUGA
Pediculus humanus corporis (human body louse) is the source of this 972-nucleotide messenger RNA. RefSeq lists its product as uncharacterized. The transcript has 2 exons. Lineage: Eukaryota; Metazoa; Arthropoda; Insecta; Psocodea; Pediculidae. Bases 1 to 972 code for a protein of 323 amino acids. The record is from RefSeq and is a predicted model, not a curated record. Gene Ontology annotation, molecular function: protein binding.